UUCAUUAUUGAUUAUAUUUCAACAAGACCGAUGAUAUGGUUGAAGAUCAGCGUGUCUGUAAUGAAUCAGCAGAGCUGGAUGGACAGACUGUGACCUCUUAUGCUUUAAAUGUUGUUGCCGUUUCUUUGUCAAUUCUGAUAAUAUGUGGAAAUCUUCUUGUGAUCAUCUCUGUCGUUUACUUCAAGCAGCUCCACACUCCAACAAACUACCUCAUCCUCUCUCUGGCUGUGACUGACCUGCUUCUUGGCAGUUUAGUUUUACCUUUCAGCACAAUAUUGUCUCUGAGCUCAUGCUGGAAUUCAAGUUAUUUGCUGUGUAAAAUGAGAGAUAUGUUUGAUAUAUUACUAUGUACAUCAUCCAUUUUAAACUUGUGCUGUAUAUCCAUUGACAGAUAUUAUGCAGUGUGUCAUCCACUAGCAUAUAGAAGUAAAGUGAAUGCUUGUGUUACUGUGACCAUGAUCCUGGUGAGUUGGACUCUAUCAGCUCUACUUGCUAUAAGCAUCACAGUCCGUGGGAUAGGUAAAGUGAAUCCCACCUGGAGGUGCAGGAUAUUUAUAGCUACAAAGGAAUCAAGCCCUGGACCAAUUUUUACAUUUUACAUUCCAACUGUUAUAAUUUUAACUAUCUAUUUUAAGAUUUUGAUGGUGGCGAAGAAGCAGGCGAGACAAAUCCAGAACACGAUGAAGUCUGAAGCAGCUCUCAGUAAGACGGAGAAUAAGGCCAACAUAACUCUGGCUAUAGUGAUGGGAGUCUUCCUCAUGUGUUGGACUCCGUACUUUCUAUCCAUAGGUUUUUACAGUUUGAGAAAAUUCACAAUACCAGUUGCAGCCAUUGAAGGAUUUAAAUGGUUAGGAUGGUCCAAUUCUAUGUUAAAUCCUCUGGUUUAUGCUUUUUUCUACAGGUGGUUCAGACGAGCUUUUACUAUGAUCAUUUCUGGUCAAAUAUUUCAAGGAGAUUUUUCCAAUGCGAAAUUGUUGUGAUAUAAAAAAUAACUAUGUUGAUAUAAUCUGAUGUAUGUCAAUAGAUUGUUUAUCUCUGUCCACAUUUUUUGAACAACAUGCAUAUUGUAGCUAUAGUAAAAAUGACAUUAAACAGAAAUUAUUUAUAUGCAAUAUUUUUAACUUCAGCAUCAAAGUUGUAAAGGUCUAACAAUUUUGUUGUGUAUGUCUUUGUUCUUGUUGUUCCCACUUUCUUAAAAAAAAUAAAUAUAUAUAUAUAUAUAUACUGUAUAUAUAGUAUGUUAGAAUUGUCACCGUUAUGUUGUUCCCUGCAUAAUCCUUUCAGUUGCACACUUGAAAAACUUAGGAAUAUCCACAGUAAAGUUUAUGGUAAUAUUAAAACAUUACACAAAAGUAAAAACAACAAAAGAAAGGUUUGCUUUCGUAACAGAACAAGUAAAUGAAAGUAAAGGGCUUCUCACAAGAUAUUGGCUUUUGGUCCUCACAUCCCGCAACUUUAGUUUUGGUUGUUCUUGUGUGUAAAGGAGAGGAGACGGAGUUCAGUGUUCAAGAGCUAUCAUCCCAGAACUUUUAGAUUGAUCUCUUUUCCAACAAACCCAAGUCAAAUUAAU
Molecule: messenger RNA, 1570 nt
Organism: Xiphophorus hellerii (green swordtail)
Lineage: Eukaryota; Metazoa; Chordata; Actinopteri; Cyprinodontiformes; Poeciliidae
Product: trace amine-associated receptor 1-like
Exons: 1
Coding region: 36-980 (314 amino acids)
Biological process (GO): G protein-coupled receptor signaling pathway
Cellular component (GO): membrane
Molecular function (GO): trace-amine receptor activity
Source: RefSeq, a predicted model, not a curated record